AACCUCAAAGUUUCAAAACAAUAUUCAAUAUUUAGUGUUCUAAACAUAGUAAAUAAAUUACUAUUUCUAUAUUUUUUACUAUUCUUAUAUUUUUAAUAUGUGUAAUUAGUUUAUAAUAGUCAUAAUGGAAGUUGAGGGUCAUCCUGGACUUAUAAAAACAAUAAACGAUGGCGAAGAAGUUGAAGAUUUUUCAGACGACUCUGACGAAGAAAUUGAGUAUCAACCAUCAAAACAAAAAGUGAAGAAAAAAGCUGAUUUCAAUCCAAGCUUCCAGUUUGCAGGCUCUGUGGAGGAGUACAACAAGAACACUUGGGAUGAUCUACAAAAAUAUGUACGUAGAAAUGUGAAACAUACAUUAGAUGAGAAGAUAGAGAAGAGACGAGCACAGGUCAAGAUUAACGGGAACGCUGUAGACGUUGACACCGAUUCAGAUGUCGACCAAAAAGGUGAGGAUGUUGAUGAACUCCAAAUAUCUGAUGAUGAACUCAAGAGGGACGAAAUUAAAACAAAGGAGAAGAAACUCACUAAAAAACAGAAAUUGAAACAGGAAAUGAAAGAACUAGAUAUAGAGCAAGGCACUCGUAUCGAAUAUGAUUCGGAUUUCUUCGAGGAGCCCCCGCCGUACGACGAACAAGCUUCCUUCCAGAUGAUGAAUCUCUCGCGCCCUCUACUCAAGGCCAUAUCCACGCUGAAUUACGUCCACCCCACACCUAUCCAAGCGGCUACAAUACCUAUCGCUUUACUUGGGAAAGAUGUAUGCGCCUGCGCAGCCACCGGCACGGGAAAGACGGCAGCGUAUAUGCUGCCCAUACUGGAGCGAUUGCUGUUCCGCGCCAGAGGAGACCGCAUCACCAGGGUACUGGUUCUCGUACCUACCAGAGAGCUCGGCGCACAGGUGCAUGGUGUAACUAGACAGUUGACUCAGUUCACAACGGUCACAGUGGGACUUUCAGUCGGCGGUCUCGACGUCAAAUAUCAGGAAAGCGUGUUGCGGCGGAAUCCUGAUGUUGUGAUUGCUACCCCCGGCCGUCUUAUCGACCACAUACGGAACACGCCGUCGUUCAGCCUCCACUCUAUCGAGGUAUUGGUGCUGGAUGAGGCUGACAGAAUGCUCGACGAGUACUUCGCAGAACAGAUGAAGGAGAUCAUCAAACAGUGUUCUCCAAAGCGGCAGACCAUGCUGUUCUCUGCCACCAUGAGCGAGGAGGUCAAAGACUUGGCCGCUGUGUCCUUGAAUAAACCCGUCAAGCUGUUUGUUGACUCCAAUAAGGAUGUAGCUUUCAAUCUAAGGCAGGAGUUUGUCAGGAUUCGAAGGGAGCGCGAGAGUGAACGUGAGGCCAUACUGGCGGCGCUAGUGUGCCGGACGUUCAGAGAUCGCGCGGUGAUCUUCGUACAGACAAAGAAGCAAGCACACAGGUUGCACGUGGCCCUAGGGCUGCUCGGAGUUAAGGUGGCUGAACUACACGGUGCAUUGACGCAGCCCCAACGGUUGGAUUCCCUCAGGAGGUUCAAGGACGAGCUGGCAGAAGUACUGGUGGCGACCGACGUGGCCGCUCGAGGGCUGGACAUACCAGGUGUGAAGACCGUCCUGAACUUUACUUUACCAGCUACCAUCGAACACUAUAUACAUAGGGUAGGCAGAACAGCGCGAGCUGGUCGUGCCGGCGUCUCAGUGUCGCUAGCAGGCGAAGGUGAGAGGAAUUUAGUCAAGGCGAUCGUGAAACGAGCCAAGCGGCCGGUCAAGUCGCGCCAAGUUCCGCCGGAAAUCAUCGCCAAGUAUAAAGACAGGCUCGCAAGACUUGAACCUGAGAUUGCUGCCAUACUUGAUGAAGAAUAUGCAGAUAAGCAGCUGAAGAAAAUGGAGAAACAAACCGCUAAGUUGGAGGGAAAUUUAAAGAAGGAGGAUGGUCAAGACGGUCCCAAGUACGAGACGAAGAGGCAACACGAGUGGUUCCAGACCAAUAAAGAGAAGAGAGAAGAGAAGGGGCGGCUGGCUCUAACCCAGCACAAAGGAAAAGAUAUGAAUCAAAAAGGGAAAGGCAAGAAACGCAAACGAGACGAGGACGACGACUCGGAUGAAGGUGGUGACGGUAAGAAGCGGAAGAGGCAAAGCAAACACAAACCGAAGGACACGCCCGAGGAACGAGUCAAUAGGGAGAUGGAAAAGGUGGCCCUUCUGCAAUCACGCAUGGCGAAACGGAAAAAGAAACAACGUCGCAUCCGCACGAUUGAUGAUGAUGAUGACCGGCCACAGGUUCAACAGAAGAAAUCAUUCAAACAAAAGAAAAAACAGAGCAACUUCGCUAAUGACCUUACAGAUACCUCUCAAAAAGCUGCCAAGAGACUUCGUUAUGAUGCGAAUAGAGUUCAAAAAGGAAAGGGGCUGCCUCAAAAAGGGAAGGGACCGGCCCCAAAGGGGAAAGGAAUGGCCCAAAAGGGGAAGGGAACACCCCAAAAAGGAAAGGGAGCGCCUAACAAAGGCAAAGGUUUUUCGAAAGGCAAGAAUAAGACGUUUGGUAAACCACAAGCGCCGAAACAGGGACGUAGAUAAAAUAAAUCAAUUGGCUGCAAACAUGACCAAUUCGCAUACGAAUCAAAACACUAG
Achroia grisella is the source of this 2605-nucleotide messenger RNA. It is a transcript of the gene Rs1, whose product is annotated as probable ATP-dependent RNA helicase DDX27. The record is from RefSeq and is a predicted model, not a curated record. Lineage: Eukaryota; Metazoa; Arthropoda; Insecta; Lepidoptera; Pyralidae. Gene Ontology annotation, molecular function: nucleic acid binding; RNA helicase activity; ATP binding. The transcript is spliced from 16 exons.